AGUCGGCCAUAUUGGAAUAAAUAGCGAAGAGCAGUUUACGCGUCUCGUUUUUCCCGUUAGUUUUGUUUCUGGAAUAUUUAAUUGAAAGAUUGAUCUUGUUUUUUUCUGGAAUAAUCGUCAGCUUUGUUUACUUCACUGGUUAAUUUGUCGAAAGAAGGUGUUUGACUUGUCCGUUUGUUUCACUGUUAAAACCAGACAAAGGAAAAAGGUCGCAUUUCCAGCCAUGGAUGCAGAAGAAUUCUGUUUGCGGUGGAAUAACCAUCACCAUGUUUUAGUUAGUGUUCUUGACAAAUUGUUGGAGAAGGAAUCUAUGUGUGAUGUGACUCUUGCCGCUGACCAUCAAUUUGUUAGAGUUCACCGAUUAGUAUUGUGUGCUUGUAGCAACUACUUUGAGGAAAUGCUGAGCAAGCAAGUCGACAAACAGGCAUUCAUAUUCUUAAAAGACGUCAGUUUUCCAGAACUCAGAGCACUUGUAGAUUACAUGUAUAAAGGAGAAGUAAAUGUUUCUCAGGAACAACUUGCUAGUUUUUUGCAAACAGCUGAAGCCCUUGAUAUCAAAGGAUUGGCAUAUAAAGAAGGUGACCAGUCUAAAUUCAAAUCUGGUCAAAAUGCAAGGACUAAUGCUGCCAAAAGAACACUAAGUGAAUCAACAUCAACUCCGUCAGUUGUAUCGACUCCCAGCAAUUCUCAACGACCCGAAAAUGACAACAUUUCACACACUCCUUCUCAGAACCAAUCAUCCUCUAGACCAAAACCGCCUCCUCCCAAGAAAGCUCAUGUUGUACCAUCAGAAUCUCCUACACAUCCAGCGAACACAGACUCAGAUGACCUCUUUGUUGUCGAUACGAAAAUGGAAUCGGAAUUAGACUCUGACCACAUGGAAGACCAACUAGAUAAUAACGGACCAGAAUGGGCAUCACGGGACUGUGACGACGACUGUAGCACAUCUGACAACGGCAUGAUAUCCAUUGUACCCAACUCGACCCGCGAUAUUACCUUUGGCCCCUCUACAUCAGACACGCGAAUGGGAGAUAAUGUUGCCGGUCCCUCAGGAACACAACCCCAGGCUAACAAUUCAUCUAGCGUCGCUGCAUCUCGAGGUGAUGACGGGAAGGACAAUCGAGUCAUUUGCCGGGUCUGCCAUCGGACUUAUAAGUCGUGGAAAAAUUUGUUGCAACAUUUGCGCCGGGACAACACGGGCUGCGCACAACCCAACCUCAUCUCGCUCAUCCAAGAAAAUCGCAGAGUCUCGUAUAGGAACUAUGCGCGAACCCUGGCCAUCGAGGCCGACCCUGAAGCUCACCAACCCCUGAUCAAAUGUCCCAAUUGCCAUUUCAGUUACAAGUUUAAGAAGGAUCUGUACCGCCACUUGCGCAUGGGCUGCGACGAGAUGACGACGGCGACGACCGUCGGCUCCCGCGACGGCCAGUUGUGCGACUUGCCCGUCUUCCGUUGCAAUUUUUGCCCUUACGUCACUUUCGUCAAGUCGUCCGUGCUCAGACACGUUCAAAGCGUCCACAGCAAUUGAUCCCACAAUGCGACUCUUUAAAGAAAUCCGCUUUUUUUGUUUUUGUUUUCUAUUUGAUGUCCACUUUCACAGAGGCCGAUCCUAAUUGAUUUGAUUCCUUGUUUGUCUUUUUGUCGCCCCAUUGCCGCCGACAGGUGCCCAAGUGGACGAGCAAACUCGAGUUGUUUACCCCAAUUGCCACCGGACUUAUAAGUACCGAAAACUAUUGUAUCACCACCUGCGACAAGGAUGCGGAGAAAUAGCUUCCGGUUACAGCCAAGACCAGCCAUUCCCUCUGCCCGUCCACCGUUGUCCCUUGUGCCCUUACAUCACAUUCAUAAGGGGAUUCCUAAACCGACACGCCGUCACCGCUCACGGCCAAACCUCCGUGCAUAUUCGUAACCCCUCAGCUGAAUUUUUCAGUGUCGUACCAAAUGAGAUCGUUGUCCACCAAUCAACAACGGAUGCCACUGCUUCCAGUCAAUCUGCUGGACCGUAUUCCGGCUUAAAAAAUUCAUUUCAGAUUUUUUGAUUGUUUGAAAUUGCCGUGAACUAGUAUGUUUGUUUUUUGUUUGUUUACUGCAAUUCGUCUUGUUGUGGAGCGCCUAGAGUAGCAUAUCCAUAUCUGAGUAAGUGUCAAACAGUUUGCGUAUUGGCACAGUCGAAGGUACUGGAGAAAGUCUUGAUUGGCGGCGCUCGUGUGCCCAUGGCCAGUUUUAGUGAUGGUAAGUCAGAGAACGCUGCCGUAGUUGUUGUCAUAAAAGUGGUGAUUUAUAAUUCCGGCCCCUCUAGUUACAUUUCGUCGUCAGGAGGUCAGGUUUUCCAUUCAGGGUUCACCUGUUCCCCAUCUCUCAUACCGGUCUGUUACAGCAGUAGUCAACGGCGUACAGCGAAUUUUUUAUAUCAAGGUUUUUUUUUCAUUUAAAUGCUUCAGUGCGUUAAUGUUUAUCGUUUGUGAGUAAGAGUCGAUUAGGGAAGUAUUGGGUUAGUACAUGCAUAGUUUUGUAUAUUAUAAGAACAGACAUGGGAAACAUUGGGAGGGAAUAGAAGGAAGGGGUAUGUGGAAGGAGUAGGGAAUGAACCUGGGGCCUUUCUUAUCAUCACUAGGGGCCGCAACCAUGACACAGUGGUCCAACAACAAUUUGCAAAAUCUCGGAAAUUUUAUCAGAUCCUUUAAAGGGCUGGCUAAGAAUGCUGUGGAAUGUUUCAAUUUAGGCUCCACAGUAGGUAGCUAUUAUAAGCAUGAUUCCAUUUGUAAUUGCGUAUCUAAGAGGACGUUGCAUAGAGAGUGUUUAAGGAUUGAUCUACAGUAGUGUUAGUAGUUUUAAGGGGUACUCGUGACUAUUUCUUUCAGUUUUCAUUCUGCAGUGUUGUGUUGGCAAUGGAGGAGUAUGUUUGUCGAAUUUGUGUUCUGGUCAUCCGUGUGGACAAUCGGUUUGACUGAAUGUGUGCUUGUCAAGGUUGUUUUAACUCUUACUUUUAUACGGCAGUAUAAAACUAAAUCAAUAAAUGUGUAAUUGAAAA
Messenger RNA from Daphnia pulex (common water flea), 3031 nucleotides. RefSeq names its product protein tramtrack, beta isoform-like. Gene Ontology annotation, biological process: regulation of transcription by RNA polymerase II. Gene Ontology annotation, cellular component: nucleus. Bases 224 to 1528 code for a protein of 434 amino acids. Gene Ontology annotation, molecular function: protein binding. The record is from RefSeq and is a predicted model, not a curated record. The transcript is spliced from 7 exons. Lineage: Eukaryota; Metazoa; Arthropoda; Branchiopoda; Diplostraca; Daphniidae.